UGUGCAAAAACUGUGUAUUAAUGGAGAAAAAUGGCCAGAUAAAUUAUAUUCUAGCCACUGUUGAGAUUGAUAAAAAGGGUGGAGUAGUGGUAGUAGCGUAGAUGUGAUGAAUGGAAAUCACUAGGUGGCUUUGUUUACACUGGCUCGAGGUGGGGGGGAUGAGAGCAGUGCGCCACGUUUUAAAGGGAUUCGGUGAAUAAUUAGCGCAAAAGGUUCAAAUUGCAGCUACAUGGCGUGCCACUCGCUGCACAAGCUAUUCAACCAUCUUCUACUGCGGAAGAGUCGGUGUAAUAGAAAGAGAGCAUAGGGACCACUGGAAGUGAAAGCGAUGCUGGAGAUGGAGAAUUUGAGCCCACUGCGGAAAUGCUAGUCGAUGACUAUGACGAUGAGAGAACAUUAGACGAAGAGGAGGAUAUGGAAGAAGGGACUGACCGAGAGGAAGAAAUUGAUAAUCUUGAAAAGGAACAGGACAUGCCCAUUGCACAGCUUCUGGCUAUGUAUGGAGGAUAUCCACCUGAAGAAGGUGAGGGAGAGGUGGAGGAUCAAGCUAAUGGAGAGAGGGGAACAAGUCGAAGAGUGAAUGUACGUGAAAACAACAAUGAGGGAGCAGUAGAGAAUGAAGCAGAAGUUGAGAAUGAAACAGAGGAGCCCGAAGAACCAGAAGUCAUAUCCUCAAGAUCUUCCACUUCUGAGGAAAAUCUAAAUAACCAUGAUAAGGUGAAGGUUCCAUACCGUCGCUGCAUACUCAAGACUGGGUUGUACAUACAAAGGAAUACAAAGGAUACGAAACAACAGACCAUUGGGUCCAAACGAAGCUGUUUAUUAAGUCGAAGACUUUUGACGACGCAAACAUUGAAAGAUGUGGAUUUGAAGAGAGGAGUUGCAGUUGAAAAUCAGUCUUCCAUCAUACAACUUGAGCAAAUAAAGCCAGAGGUGAAACCUGAGAGAAAACGAAGAGAAAAGACUUCUGAGUUGGCACAGCUGUAUGCAGACAUGGAUACAAAUGGUGACACUCCAACACCCUCAUCUUCACGGUCGCUCAGAUGUCAUAGACCGUUAGGAAUUCUGUCAACUGGUAGCUCUAGACAGCAGAGUGAAGAAGAGGAGGAAGAUGAAGGCGAGUAUUCCGGAGAGGAGGAGGAUUGGCAUAAAACUAUUAUGAUUGGUUCAUCCUACCAGGCACAAGUACCAGAGGGUCUACAAGCAUAUGGUGCAACUCCUCCCUAUGAAAAUGAAGAUAAACUGCUAUGGGAGCCUGGCAAGUUAAGCCCUAGACAGGUAGAGGAGUACCUGCGAGCACUAAGUCAUCCACCACCUGGUUCUCAAGGUGUUGCAGCCAUUCCUCUUGGAAAACAUGUUCGAGAUGAUGAACAGGCUUUAUAUUUGUUGCUUCAGUGUGGGUAUAAUGUAGAUGAAGCUUUACGUAGACACCGUAUGAAUCCUACUCCUCUGGCUUCCACAAUGACACUGUGGUCUGAGGAGGAAUGUAGAAAUUUUGAAAAUGGGCUAAAAACUUAUGGCAAAGAUUUUCAUCUAAUACAACAAAAUAAGGUUCGGACAAGAUCAGUGGGCGAGUUAGUACAGUUUUAUUAUCUUUGGAAGAAAACAGAAAGACACGAUCUCUUCGCUACUAAAACAAGAAUUGAAAAGAAAAAAUAUAUUGUUCAUCCUGGCACUACUGACUACAUGGACCGGUUCCUAGAUGAAGGAGAAGGAGGUGGCGCUCAUGUGUCCUGGCGUGACAAUCGUUCGUCGUCCCCCAGUCUUCAUGCACUAUUAUAUGGGCGUCCGCCUCCGGGAAGCACUGCUGGAGCAGCUGGAGUUGGGAUAGAGGUCUCCACUCCUGCAACUGUUGCUCAACCUUCUCAGUUCAACCCUGCAGCAGAAGUUAGUGGAGCCAAUAUUAACAAAGACAGCGAGGCGUCAGUUACUUAUUCUGGUCUAAAUCAGAUGGAAGACUUAGCUCGCCACUUGGACCCUGAUUCAUUAGAGUCCCUGGCCAAGAUGACUUCUCCAAACACUUCAGUAUCAAUAGCUAGAACUGGAAAAAGAAACAAUACUUCUCAUCCUAUGGAUGUAGAUGUAUCUAUAUCACGUUCCUCUCUUCUAGCCUCUCAAACAAUCAGUGUAGAGGCUAAAAGUGUUGCAAUGACAGAAACUGUUGCACAGUGAAAUACACUAUUUGCCUUUUUUAAUGUGUGUGAGUGGUGUGGUGGUUGUGAAAAGUGCAAAUGUUCGUUACCAGUGUUGCUGUCUGAUGGUGUAACCAAGAGGACACCCAAAGUCUGCCUUUUUUGGGAUCUGAUGAUCCAAAAACGCUUACCUGGAAGCGGCCUCGUGAAUUUUAUACAGCACCUAAGAUGGUGUUUAGAUCUAUAACUCAAUGAAGUAAACAAAGAUCUUUCAGUAAUUCUGGUUCUUAAAAGUGAUUGUCAAGCUGUAAAUGAAAAUGUAACACAGCUGUAAAACACAGGGAUUACAUUGAGCUCUUAUAAAUUAACACAUCAUUGUAUAUUUAUACAUAUAUUUUUUGUUAAAAAAGUGCCACAUAAUACGUGUAAAAUAUAUCUUGUACAGUGGAUAUUGCUAUGUACUCAGUUUCUCUGUUGAAGUGUGCAUCUUUUGAUUCCACAUAAGUUUAUUCGUUUUGCUGAUGACAUUUUUUAUGACUUCACAGCAAUAUCUGUCUUCAUUAAUUUCUUUGGAAAAGGGUAAAUGCCUUUUUUCUUUGAAAAUGAGGAGAGUUCUUUUUAUAAUUAUGAUAAUAAUGCAAAGCUAUUUCUUUUUUUACAAGUUAUAUUAAAAAUGAUUUUAGCCUCUUGAACUGUUAAUUAAUAUUUUGGUUUGUAACCAUUGAUGUAGUACAAGCCACUGGAAUGCUUUAAUCUUCAAUUUUUCAACAUUUACAAAAAAUAUUAUAAGAUAAAAUUUACUGUAUGUUUAGAUUUAAAUACAGUAAUAAUUAAUUUGAAAACAAGGUUAAUUUAGGUCAUGACCAUUUAAAAUAUUGAUUAUUAUCAAGAGAGAUAAACAUGAGUUAGCUUCUAUAUUUCUUUUGAAAUAUUCUUUGAAAUUAUAAUUAGUAUUUAUUGGAAGAAAAAAAAAGCUAGAUUGGUUAUCCUGAGUAACCCAAAGAAAAUACUCCAUCUUGAUCCAGUGAUGUUUUUUCCCCUUUGGUUUCAUUUGUCUUAAGUGGUUUAUUGGACAAUAGACCAGGUACAUUUUGAAGAUUGUAAUAUCCUACUUUUGAACAAGAGUUAAAGUAUUUCUUUGGAAGUUACUUUUUCCUGUUUUCUUUCAAAAAACUCAGAACAUUGGCCAUCUUUAUUAUCUAUUCCAGUUUUGUGGUGUAAAUAUUUGGUAAUUGAUUCACAUAAUUAAAGGGAGGUUUUUAAUUUCUUUGCAGAUGAAGUCUUGCUUUUGGUCUUUUAACACUUGUGUUAAAUCUGGCUGUUAGAAGGUGGUUAUGCACUAUAUGGUUAAUGAAAAAAUUGAUGUUCAUGUAAAAAAAUUUAACUCGAGAAAUUUAGUGUUACAGUAUAUAUACAGUACAUCAACUAUAUUUUAUUCCAAAUUUAACAGUCUUUUUGCUAAGUUUUAUGGGAUUUUUUCAUGAGUAGACAAAUCAGUACAUUGACAGUUAUAGAAUGGGAUUUAUUACAGAAAAAUCACAUGCGAAAUUUUCAGUGAAAUUUGCUUAUUUUCUUUACAAUAAGAAAGUUUCAACUGUUUAGCAGUCUGAAACUCUUGAUUUAUCUGAUGCUGCAGUUUGGCCAUAGGAGUUGCUUGACUUCUCUUCCCUUGAUCUAUCAGUGCUACAAUUAUUGUUAUAUUAAUGGGGAAGUACUAAACCCAUAGUGGUCAUACUGCAUCUGGAGAAUUGGAGGUAAUCAGGUUGGAUCCAAGGCAGAGUAGGGUACCUCCAGUUUCUUGGAUCAAAAACUCUUCAUUGCUGCAAGUUAUCCUUGUUUAAGAUGACUUGGACAUUGUCACUGCUGUAAAGUACUGUACAUCUUUGCCUUGCUACUUGUUAAGCAGAUGACCAUUGAACUCCUGGUCUAAUUUAUUUACUAGCUCAGGUUUAUCAACCUAUGGGUUGAUAAAUCUAUGCUAGUAAAAAUUUAUCUGCACUUCAGUCUUGCUGAAUGAGUGGAACAUUUUCAUUAUGCCUUUGAUUAUCCUCAAAUAAUAUUGAGAGAAAUUGAAUAAAGACUGACCUGCCAAAAAGCAGCCAAACUUUUUGUUGGGCUUAAAUUAAUUCACAGGCAAAGCUUUGAGUUCAAUCUUUCUUCAACUUUUAUACAUAGUUCACGUAUUCCUCAGUAUGUGAAAAAUGCUGGUUACUUCACCACAUUCAUGAAUCAUAGUUUAUUUACUGGAAGAUGAACCUUGUUACAGUGUAUUUGAUCUUUUUUUUUAUGCCUCUAUGUUCAUUUUUAGCUGAAUGCAAAUAUUUAUCCUGCCACUACAUUUUUCUUUCCUUGUCUGUUUCAUGUCUCUUUUCUUUAUUCUUCUCCUUAUCUUUUUUUCACCAUUUAUUCAGUUGCUGUCUUUCCAGAAGUGUGCUGACUUCACAGUUCAGAUUUACCCUCUGACUGCAACAUCUUCACCCCUCCUUCAGAGUGCAGGCACUGCCUAUCCCGCCUCCAAGACUGAAGACUGGCUAACCAGUUUCUCUGCAUCCCUUCAUAAAAGUUUUCUUGCUCAUACUCCAAGAGCACAUCCAAUAAAAAUAACCACUUGUCUCCACUCACUAUCUAACAUCCAUGUUCAAGCUUUCUGGAUGCUCAGGGCGCUUAAACUCAAAGCCUCUUUUAUAUACCCCUUCUCUUUGCAACCCUUCUGAGCAUUCCAUAUCUCUACCUUCCACCCUAGAGUUGUACGUUUUGUGGGGCCACCAAGGGUAUAAUUCAGAGGGCUGAGGAGGAAUUGUUGAAGUGGUUUAGGCAUGUAGAAAGGAUGAAGAGGGAUAUGUUGACGAAGAGGGUGUAUAAAUUUGGCAUGGAAGUUAGAAGGGAUAGGGGUCAUCCAAGGAACAGUUGAGGGAAGGGAUUAAAUAAGCUUUUGAGUUUUAGGGGCUUGAGCAUCCAUUAGACUUUUGUGAGUAUGUUAGAUCGGAGUGACUGGAGACAUGUGGCUUUUAACCCUUUGAGGGUCGACAGGCCCUCUCCGAAACUCGUUCUCAGGGUCGGUCAAAUUUAAAAAAAAAAAAAAAUUAUUUUCUCUUAUGAAAAGAUAGAGAAUCUUUUCCCGAUAAUAACGACACCAAAAGUUUGAAAUUUGAUAGAAAACUUACGGAAUUAUGCUCUCGCACCUCUUCAAGGGGGGCUCCUUGGCGU
This is a messenger RNA of Cherax quadricarinatus, 5339 nucleotides long. RefSeq names its product mesoderm induction early response protein 1. The record is from RefSeq and is a predicted model, not a curated record. Gene Ontology annotation, biological process: negative regulation of transcription by RNA polymerase II. Gene Ontology annotation, molecular function: transcription corepressor activity; histone deacetylase binding. Gene Ontology annotation, cellular component: nucleoplasm. Lineage: Eukaryota; Metazoa; Arthropoda; Malacostraca; Decapoda; Parastacidae.